AUGACGGUCCCACGUGAUUGUGACGCACAAACGAGCGAUUCCAUUUAUUUGUACCAGACAGAUUUUUCCACGAAAGCAUUAUACAUUCGUUGGAACCAAGGUGCCAAAAUGGACCAGUGUGACUGUUCUAAAUCUGGAUCUUGUAACUGCGGGCAAAACUGCAAAUGCACCAACUGCAAGUGCGCACAUAGCAAGAAAAGUUGCGGCAGUUGUCCAUCUGAAUGCAGUAAGGACAAGAAGGGCUGCGAGAGCGCGUGCAAGGACAAGGAGAAAUCUUGCGACACACACUGCUGCAAAUGAAAGUCUGUGAUAUGUGCUGUGACACUGUGUUCUACAAUAAUAAAAAAAUAUAAUUCUAUCGUGUA
Messenger RNA from Onychostoma macrolepis, 365 nucleotides. It is a transcript of the gene mtbl, whose product is annotated as metallothionein-B-like. The record is from RefSeq and is a predicted model, not a curated record. Bases 1 to 300 code for a protein of 99 amino acids. NCBI's taxonomy places the organism in Eukaryota, Metazoa, Chordata, Actinopteri, Cypriniformes, Cyprinidae. Gene Ontology annotation, molecular function: metal ion binding. The transcript has 3 exons.